ACUGCUACCCCGACCAUUCCACCCCCCACCAUCCCGGCCAGCCCUCUCCCGCUCACACGACUGCGUCCCAUGGGCUCGCAGGCUCCCGCCGUCCGCCACGCUACGGCCGUAUGUCGGAGAUCGACCUGAUCAGCAGCCUGCUCGACAAGGUUGCCAAGAAGCAGCGGGUCGACACCGUUCCCCAGCGCCUGGACGAGAUGCUCCAGAUCCUCGACUCCUGGGAAGACUCGGGCGCUGACGACGUCUCUCGCGCUGCGGCGCUCGCCUCACUCGGCAGCAAGCUCGAGGCGGUUGGCGUGGCGCAAGGAGAGAGCUCGAGGGCGCACGAGCUUGAGUCGUUGGUGCGCAAGCUGGGCAAGGCCGUGUGCAAGGCCAUGCCCCAGCCCACGCUGCCGGACGUGCCGCUCGACGACGGCGCGCUGGUCCAGGUGCUCUACGUGCACAUGCUCUGCGCCGGACGGUUCGACGUGGCGCUCGCUCUCGAGCAGGAAGCCGCCGACGCGAUCGCGGCGCCGACGCUGCAGCUGCGUGCGCCGCUCGAGGCGCUGCACGCCGCCCUCUCCGCCUUGCGCGCUCGCGAUCUCUCGCCGGCGCUCGCAUGGGCGGCGGACCACCGAGAGCGGCUCGAGGCUCUCGGGUCGCGGCUGCCGUUCUUUCUCGCGCGACUCGCCUUUGUGUCACAUCUCGAGAAAGGCGAGACGCUGGCCGCCCUCGCGCUCGCUCGGGAGCGGUUGCUCCCGCUCGCGCUCGGUGAGGGCUGCCGCUCCCCCUGGGGCAAGCUCGAGCUGUCGGCGACGGUGCUGCGCGGUGCGGCGGCGGGCGAGUGCGCGCACGGGAUCGCAGCUGUGCGGUCUCUGAUGGGAUCGCUCGCAUUCGCGCCGGCGCUGCGCGGCUCGCCGUACGAGUGGCUGCUCGAGCCCAGCCUGGCGGAGGAGGCCUGUGAGGUGCUCACGUGCGAGGCGCUCGCGGCGCUCGGCCUGCCGGCAGCUCCCGGGUCUGCCCUCAGCUCCUGCGUGGCGGCGGGGGAGGCGGUGCUGCCUCGGCUCGUCAAGCUCUCCUCCCUCCUCGGCCCCAAGUUUCUCGACGUGUGGCGGUCGGGCGGCGAGCUCCCGGUCGAGCUCGAGCUGCCCCCGACGCACCGCAUGCACCACUCCAUCUUUGCGUGCCCCGUCUCCAAGGAGCCGACCACGCCGGGAAACCCGCCCAUGCUGCUGCCGUGCGGCCACGUGCUCGCGCUCGGCUCGCUGACGAAGCUCGCGCGCGGAAGCCGCACCGUCCGGUUCAAGUGCCCGUACUGCCCGGCAGAGGCCACCACCGCGAUGGCCAAGGUGCUGCACCUUUAGAGCGACUUCUCCGAAGCCUCAUCCGCGGGCUGGCAGCCGUAGCGCAGAUAGACGAUCCUGUGAAGACCACCUGUGCGUCCAGCCGCCCCAUUCGGCUCGGCCUUCGGCCCCGCGCGUUCGGGUGCACCCUGUUCGGAGACGUGGAGAAUUCGGACAUCUCGGAAGUGUCGACGUUGAGUUCGAGGGGCUCAGGCAGCGCUCACAAGUACAAUCUACAAAUAGUACAAAGAGG
Molecule: messenger RNA, 1575 nt
Organism: Emiliania huxleyi CCMP1516
Lineage: Eukaryota; Haptophyta; Isochrysidales; Noelaerhabdaceae
Exons: 3
Coding region: 111-1343 (410 amino acids)
Biological process (GO): proteasome-mediated ubiquitin-dependent protein catabolic process
Cellular component (GO): GID complex; nucleus; cytoplasm
Molecular function (GO): ubiquitin protein ligase activity
Source: RefSeq, a predicted model, not a curated record